UUAAGAUGGUUACCUACUAGUAUGUUCUCUGUAGUCCAUGCAUAUCCGAUCCUUUAUGCGUCGUAUACCGACUUCAAAAUACGCACACCGACAGCCAAUUCUGUCAGCUGUCUGCUAGGAUUCUCUAGAAGACCCCAUCUGCUCAAUCCGACCCCCCUGCGUGUCGACGCUGAGGCAGGUGGCUGACCAUGGAUAAUGCUGCUCGUGACUGCGGCACAUCUUCUGCCUGUUUACCGCUCCUGGGGAAGUUGCACCCGUUCCGCACUUUGUGUACGGGUUAGUGCACCAAAUGCUCUGCAUACACUGGCAACCCUUCUCGCGGACGAAUUCCGCACCAUCUUGGAACAAUCUGAAAUGAUACCAGUGUUAUCAGCUAUUUAUUCUAUAGGACUUGGACUUGCUGCUACAGUCAUCAAAGCCUGCUGGUAUACCUCAAACUCUUUUCUUCGUAUUAUUGGAGUUGAAGGAGUGUGUUGUGUCAGACUGUUGUGGGCUUCAUGUCAUCGUGCCUGCUACUCCGUAUAUGCGACCCAUAUCUAUACGAAUCCUCUAUCCCUAGUUCUGGUCAUACUGGUAAGCACAGUACUACUAAUGGAAAACGGCUUUCGUAAGCUCAUCAUCAAUUGACUUAUAUCACUCGGGAUGGAAGUUGCCAGCAUAUUACAUGUGAGAGUACUGUCCGGGGAUGCUUCGCUAUAUAUUGGUUUGCAUUCUUCACAAGAUUAAUUUGCGGAUCAUAGUAUUCUUGGCUGUCUCCGCACUGGUCAUUCUCUCUAAAAGCAAUUGCAUUCUUCUUGUACCAGG
Molecule: messenger RNA, 804 nt
Organism: Aspergillus vadensis CBS 113365
Lineage: Eukaryota; Fungi; Ascomycota; Eurotiomycetes; Eurotiales; Aspergillaceae
Exons: 1
Coding region: 196-627 (143 amino acids)
Source: RefSeq, a predicted model, not a curated record